GAGAAGUUGUGCAUGCUGCACACAACUCUGUAUUUCCAAGCUAAAUUACACAGAUUCUGCAAUGCCCCGACACAAAGGUGCUAACAAGUCAUCCUUUCGAGAAGUCGGCAACGAACUCAGUUUAGCUAGCCAAUUUCAUUUCUUCUCCAUCCAAAAUCCAGAUGACGCGAACGACCGCAAAGCGAGACGCCUAGCUCGGUCGCAUGCUGUAGCGCGGGGCCUCGAGAAAAAACGAAGGCUUCAACAAGAGUCGGGUCAUAAUUUCCGUGCUAUGUCUUCGAAAGACGAUCCUAGCCGAUCCGCGGGCAAAAGAAAACGAAGCCAAACACUUGCCGCAUCACCACUCUCCCUCUCCACAGAUGCGCCCGACCCGUUCCAGAUGCUUGCUGCAGAGUCGCCGAGACUACAAGCUUUGCUAAGUCAGCAUAAGGCCCAGCAAGUUGCGGAGCCUCUCUUUAGCAUUUCAGAUGAGCUUGUGUUCCAGAACUUUCGCUCGGUUCUUCGAAAGGGGCUAGACGAUCACGCUCUUCUGAGUGCCUUCAUGCUCACAUUUGAAUUUGCCGUCACUGCCAGCAGCAUAGAUAGGGAGUAUCUCAGAUACCAGAAUGAGGCUCUGAGCUCCAUUCGUCAAAGGAUGAAUUCUCUGGAUAGUGCUACUUCAGAAUCGACAAUGGGGGCCAUUCUGCUGCUCGCCGGUAUAGAGGCUCGGCUUGGAAUGCCGCGUCAAGUCCAACUUCACAUGGGGGCAAUACAGAGGCUUCUUGACAUAUGUCGAAGGAAUGGUGUGUAUUUGAGUGACAGUAUCAAACGUGCCAUAUUCUGGCAAGACUUGAAUACCUCAGUAUUGACAGGGUCGAGUCGUGUUGUUGAUCACACAACCUUUUCUGAGCUUCAGUGGUGCAGAGAUCCUUUUUCUCCAGAUUUUAUCCUGCCGCCUGGAUUUCAAGCCCAGUCCUAUCUACUUGGCGAAGGGUUCGUUGAGGUGCUCAAGGACAUCUCUGCCUUGCAAUGUAUCCGAGACUCUACCUUUUUCGGCAGAGAGGAUGUAAUAUCAAUGGCACAUAUUGAUAACCACCAAGCAUCCAUCCAGUCGCGGCUGGUGAGCUUACCGAAUCAUUCCUCUAUAUCUGAGUGUUGCCACCUAGCGGCAUAUCUAUGCUCAGCAAUGCUGCGCUGCAAGCUUUGGCGUGCUUCGACCGUUCCCUCCCACCUUUCAUUACAGCUACUCUGCAAACUGCAACAAACGAACAACGAUCUCGUAUGGGACGACCGACUUGACUUGCUAGCUUGGCUCCUGCACAUCGGCGGGGCUUUUUCCCCCACGGGAACUAUACGAUCAAACUACGUGGUGUUAUUACACUUGAACCGGAGCACAAGACUUAGAGGCUUGUAUACAUCAUGGCUGGAAUUACUUACAAUUCUGAAGCAGUUCAUCUGGUCAGAAAAGGCAUUCAUGUCACAGAAAUCUUUAACCAUGCCUCAAUCACGCCUUUUCAAGCCACUUAAAAUAGGUGAUGCGGAAGUUCAGCAUCGCAUCGGGAUGGCUCCACUCACUCGCUUCAGGGCAACUGACGAUCGAGUACCUACGCCUCUGAUGAAGAAGUACUACGGCCAACGAGCCGCUGUGCCCGGCACCCUGAUUAUCACAGAGGGAACCUUGAUAUCGGCAGCCGCUGGUGGCGGCUUCACCAAUGCACCAGGACUUUGGCGCGAAGACCAAGUUGUUGCCUGGAGAACCAUCACCGACGACGUCCACAGCAAAGGAUCCUUCAUCUUCUGCCAGCUAUUCGCCAUGGGUCGUGCUGCAGAUGUCGAAACGGCCGGAAAGGAGGGCUUCUCCAUCGUGGCACCUAGUGCCAUUCCAAUGGAAGAAGGCGCCGCCGUGCCACACGCCAUGGCGAUCGAAGAGAUCCAGCAGACGGUCCAGGAAUUUGUAGGCGCUUCAAAGAACGCCAUCCGAGCGGGCUUCGACGGUGUGGAAAUCCACGGUGCUAACGGCUACCUCCUCGACCAAUUCCUUCAAGACGUCAGCAACACACGUCACGAUGCGUACGGCGGGAGCGUGGAGAACCGGUCCCGCCUCCUCGACGACGUGCUCAAGGCUGUCGCCAACGCCAUCGGCCCACAACGUGUCGGGCUCCGCCUGAGUCCCUGGAGCACGUUCCAGGGCAUGCGGAUGGCAGAUCCGAUCCCGCAGUUCACAGAUAUCAUUGUCAAAGCCCGCCGUUCAGACAUUGAGUAUCUCCACCUCGUUGAGUCGCGCAUCUCCGGCAGCGACGACUAUGAGGGCCACGAGCAGCUCGAUUUCGCCUACAAGCUCUGGGACGGCCCGUUGCUUGUUGCUGGCGGGUAUACACCGCAGGAGGCAAAGGAACUUGUCGACGAGAUGUAUCCAGAUAAGGAGAUUUUGGUCUUGUUUGGUCGGUACUUUAUUGCGAAUCCAGAUCUUGUGUUUAGGAUUAGGCAGGGGCUGGAGCUUAAUGCGUAUGAUAGGAGCACGUUUUAUGUCGCUGGGUCGCCGGCGGGGUAUGUGGAUUACUCGUUUAGCGAAGAGUAUAUAGCAGAGAGGCGCAGAAGUUCGGAUUGA
Lindgomyces ingoldianus is the source of this 2587-nucleotide messenger RNA. RefSeq names its product putative N-ethylmaleimide reductase. Bases 62 to 2587 code for a protein of 841 amino acids. Gene Ontology annotation, molecular function: NADPH dehydrogenase activity; FMN binding. The record is from RefSeq and is a predicted model, not a curated record. The transcript is spliced from 7 exons. Lineage: Eukaryota; Fungi; Ascomycota; Dothideomycetes; Pleosporales; Lindgomycetaceae.